Messenger RNA from Nerophis lumbriciformis (worm pipefish), 2236 nucleotides. It is a transcript of the gene simc1, whose product is annotated as SUMO interacting motifs containing 1. The record is from RefSeq and is a predicted model, not a curated record. Lineage: Eukaryota; Metazoa; Chordata; Actinopteri; Syngnathiformes; Syngnathidae. Gene Ontology annotation, molecular function: SUMO polymer binding.
CCGACGAAGAAGAGAAAGGUAAACACAUGACUGCUGAGAAGAUGAUUUGUUCGAUCAAAUAUGGGCGCCAUUUAGCCUAUUUAUAUACAAAUCAUUGCUGAGAAGCUUAUAUUUAAGCUAUUCAUAUAUUUCAGUUUUUUAUAGAAUUCCACUUCUUUACCGGACAUUUUUAUUUAGUAGGCUGUUUAUAGUUGUUUUUUUUAAUUUGCUGCCGAACGGCAUCAAUGCCAAAGAGAAAGUGCAAUGAAGACUUUUAUUAUCGUCAGCUCUGAUAGUGAGGAAGACGACUUGGAUGUGGAGUUUGUCGGCUACUACACCACGCAGUCACCGUCCAUCACACCCGGUUCUGUUCGGGACAACAAAUCAAAAGAUGCUUAUCCUGAACCAAUCUCUUUGACUGACUUCACUUUGACGAGGAAGACCAAACAAGACGAGAAUGUACGGGAAAGAACGUUUAAAAGUGAGAAUUCAAAUAGUCUCGUACACAAAUCAUCAAAGAAGCACUGUGAAACAUAUACUCAGCGUUCACUGCACAGCACUCAUACAGACCCAUCUUCUUUAGUGAACACCCCCUUUCCAGUCUCCCGUGCCUCACCUAAAGGAGGCCUCAGCUCUCCACCCCACAAAAUAAUUCACGCCAACAAGAACCAAGAGCCGAGCUUCACCAGUAACGCCACACAGGAUGACCGAGGGAAGGAAGUCACAACUGAUGUCAAGUCAAACCAGUCUGAUGGCCCGUGUCAGAGCAUCGCUCUGCCCGUACUAAAAAGUGAACACUUGGAAGGAUAUUUAAACUGUAGCGAUGAAGACGAACAAGACAGUUUGAUGUAUUCCACAUGGCGUCAGGAGAGUGACGAAGAAGCGAACGCUAACGUUGAUUUCAGUGAGGUCAGUCAGGAUGAACGUUGCUUUGUCUGCCCUCGUGGAUUCCAGAAAGUAAUGGACGGGUUUGCACAUACCUUGGUGCAUGAGGAACAUGUAAAGUCUUCAAAUGCGAUCUGCCAGCCAAGCCUCAGCUUGGUGUACAUCACCAUGCAGGUGAACUACCAAGAGGGAACGCUGCAGCUCUUGUCUGACCUUCUACAUCUUUGUUACUGUCCUCCUAAAGAUGUCAUGUCCCACCUGCUCAGUCACAUGCUGCUGGACCCACUGUGUCCACAGCACCGCUGUGUGCAGGCCUGGAAUCUGCUGAUGAGGGCACAGAGACACCAAAGUGUUGACAAAAACUCAGUUGCAUGGAGCUGGGAGUUGGUGACUUCAGUCAUGUCCAAUCAGGAUGAUAAAAAGAGACACCGACCUGAGGUUGUGCGCAUGUUCCUGGAGUAUGUUGUACAGACUUUAGAAGAUGAUUUCUCAAACAAGAAGUCCACCUCUGAAUUCCACCACUCUAUUGCAAAGACAAUGUUGUCUUGCAGUCAGCACUUCGCACAAGUCAGGGAUGUCAUUCAGUGGAUGUUUUCUACCAUCGUCAAAUCAACUGGAAAUGGAGAGAGCGGUGAAGCAGUCAGAGAGAGAGAAGAACAUAUUAAGAUUGUGUCCAGUCUCCAGAGAAUGUUGUCUUUGGCUGUAGAAGUUGACCGCUCUCCUGCCCUCAGCGCCCCCAAACUGACCCAGGAACUUUCUUUAAUGCUCGUCAGCACUGAACUCAAUCGAGCACACCGACUGCUGCUGCUGGACAGCAUGCAGAACAACCUGCUGAGAUAUAAGCUGCUGGAACAUCUGCUGGACGACUCCUGCCCGCGGAAAACACCAAUGCCCAUGUCGCUGAGUCGUCUACUUUACUUUGUGGAGAACUGCACACUGGCCGCAGAUCCGACGGACGGAAGUGAAAGCUGGAAGAAAUGGGAAGAGUUGGUUCAUCACCUCUGGAUGUUGCUCUUCAGCUACAACACAGCAAUGAAAGAAUAUCUGAACAGCUCAGCGAGGAAGCCGACAGGCGCCACGGUCUACAAGCCAGAAGAUGUGCUUACAAAGGCGGACAUUUGUAAAACCCUGGAGGCCUUCCUGUGCAGAGCCAAGGCCGACGUGGGCCAAGCGCUGCCUCUCCACGUGGAGGAGUCGCUCUUCUACUUGCAAGACCUCCUGCUUGAAGUCUAUUGUCCAUCUUAAAUGGAAAAAAACUGUUAUUUGUGGACAUCCAUGGCGGUCGAAAAUUGUUCUGGCCCCUUGUAAAUAUUAAUGUUUAUUAAAUAGGGCUUGUUCAUCUGAAGGAUGGACAGUUUCCUUCUUUCUCAGA